This is a messenger RNA of Purpureocillium lilacinum, 1509 nucleotides long. The record is from RefSeq and is a predicted model, not a curated record. NCBI's taxonomy places the organism in Eukaryota, Fungi, Ascomycota, Sordariomycetes, Hypocreales, Ophiocordycipitaceae.
AUGGCUUCCUCUCCGUGGUGGUAUGUCAUCGCCAUUCUGUUGUUCUACGUAUGCUACCGCUUUGUUUUUCUCCACGGCCGGAACCGACGUAGGCUGCCCCCAGGCCCGAAGCCCCUCCCCAUCGUCGGCAACAUGCGGGACCUUCCGUCGCCGGGCGCGGUCGAAUUCCAGCACUGGCUCAAGCACAAGGACGAUUAUGGGACGAUCAGCUCAGUCACAGUGAUGGGCAUGACUCUCAUCAUCAUCCACGACAAGGACGCCGCCCACGAGCUGCUUGACAAGCAGUCCAGCAACACAUCCGGGCGUCCGUCUAUGGUCUUUGCGAACGAACUCUGCGGGUACGGGUCCAUCGUCAUCUGCCAGAGCUAUACUCCUACGUUUCGUCACUCGCGCAAGCUGCUACACAAGGAGCUUGGUACCAAGACGUCUGCGUCUCGUACUUCCGCCGCCACAGUGCUGAAGAUGGCGUACGGCUACACCGUUGAGGCCGCCGGUCUCGAUCCACUCGUGGAACUCACGGACCGGAUGAUGGCCGAGUUCUCUCAAGCCGCCGCUCCUAUGGCGUGGCCCGUUGACAUUAUUCCUGCCCUUCGCUAUCUACCGGAGAGUAUGCCAUGCUUCGCUUUCAAGAAGGUUGCUCGCAGGUGGCGCCGGAGCAUCCUCCAGUCAGCGUACAUCCCGUACCGCUUUGUUGUGCGCCAGAUGGCCGCUCAUGCUUCUGCCGAGUCCUACGUCUCUCGCUUGAUCGACGAGUUCAGCUCCAGUGAUGGCUCUGGGCUGAGCGACAAAGACGAAGACGCCAUAGUCUGGACCGCAGCUAGCCUCUAUGGUGCUGCAGCGGACACGGCCGUCAUCACACUCACUGCGUUCACGGCAGCCAUGAUCAUGUUCCCAGAAGUGCAGCGCACGGCCCAAGAGGAAAUUGACCGUGUUGUGGGCAGCGACCGCCUGCCGACUCUGGAGGAUCGGGACAGACUCCCGUACGUUGACGCGCUCGUCAAAGAGAGCCUUCGGUGGUGGCCCAUCGCCCCGAUGGGGUUUCCUCAUUUGACUACAGCUGCCGUGGCAUACAGAGGCAUGGAGAUCCCAAAAGGCGCGUUUCUUCUGCCAGCUGUUUGGUGGUUUCUGCACGAUCCGCGCGUGUAUUCGGAGCCAAGUUCAUUCGACCCGGCACGUUUCCUGAGUCCCCGGAACGAACCCGACCCCGCGAAUGAGGCCUUUGGCUACGGUCGUAGAAUAUGUCCUGGUCGCUUCUUUGCGGACUACUUCCUAUGGUUAAACAUUGCCAGGUCGCUGGCCUGCUUUCAAAUCAGCAAUCGUUUGGAUGCGUCCGGGAAGAAGAUCGAGGUGGACGUCAAGCCGCAAGCCGGUGUUUUGAGUUACGCGACUGAUUUCGAGUUUGAAGUGACAUCCAGGAGCGAGGAGCACACUUGUCUCAUCCGACGCUUUGAGGCAGAGAACCCUCUAGGUGUAGGCGAUGCAGCACUGCUCGGGGACGAGAUAGCGUAG